Manihot esculenta (cassava) is the source of this 638-nucleotide messenger RNA. Its product is annotated as cysteine-rich and transmembrane domain-containing protein WIH2. The record is from RefSeq and is a predicted model, not a curated record. The coding region runs from base 118 to 474 and encodes 118 amino acids. The transcript has 4 exons. NCBI's taxonomy places the organism in Eukaryota, Viridiplantae, Streptophyta, Magnoliopsida, Malpighiales, Euphorbiaceae.
CUCUAUUAGAAGUUUAGAACUAGUGAAAAACUGCGAAUCUUCGUCGAUUAAAGGACAUCCUCUUCCUCGUAUCAGCAUUCUCAGGCAGCGACCAUUCAUCUCGGAGAUUUGCUAAAAAUGAGUUACCAGAAACCUCCCCACGAACACUACCCUCCCCCAGGAUACACACCACCUUAUCCACCACCGGGAUACUCUCCUUCUGCGCCGCCCUACGAAGGGUACGCACCACCACCGCCUCCGUCUGGGUAUACGGGGUACCCACCACCAGGGCCACGACAGCCGUAUGAAGGGUAUCAAGGAUAUUUCGCCGACGGGUACCCAACACCUCCACCGCCUGCUGGCCAGCCGCAAUAUCAGCAUUGUCAGUACGAGCAUCAGCAUUACCAAGACGAUUCGGAUGGCUUUUCCUCGUUUUUGAAAGGCUGUUUGGCAGCACUUUGCUGCUGUUGUGUGUUGGAGGAAUGCUGCUUCUAAAAUUUAAACUACGUUCAUGGGAUCUGAUAUUGGAUUCAAGACCAGGGAGCAUCGUUAUGAAUCAAGCUAAAAUAAGCAAAAUGCAGACCAGAGCGAUCACUGGUUGGAAUAUCUAACCCAUCACAACACUCAACACUCCCAGUAUCUCCCUGUAAGCAGAUUCC